GCCGCUGGCGGCACCCGCCGGUCCGUGUGGCUGUCCCGGUGCUCGCCGGUCCCGAGCAGCGCUGCCUCCGUGGGUCUGCGAUGCUGAGGUGCGCUAAGGAACCCCAUAACCCGCAGAUGCCCUGCAGCCUCCCUGGGCAGCCGUCUGCCACGCUGUAGCGACCUGGCAGUACUUGUGUGGAGUAUUGUUUUGUCUUCAGAAGUUACUGCUUUUAAGGGUUGUGUUCAUAAGUCAGUGCAUGGUGCAGCAGCCCUGCAGUGAGGAUGUGCUCUGACAGCUGGGCUUUGUGAGCCAGGGCUGCCUGAACCUCUGCAUCAGGUGCCCUUACGAACUCGUGUGUUCUAGUGCCGUCUUCACAGACUAUAAGAUUCAGAUAUGUUCCUAUUUGAUUGGAUUUACAGUGGUUUCAGUAGUGUAUUGCAGUUUUUAGGACUGUACAAGAAAUCAGGCAAACUAGUGUUUCUUGGACUGGACAAUGCUGGAAAAACGACACUGCUGCACAUGCUCAAAGAUGACAGACUGGGCCAACACGUCCCCACGUUACACCCCACUUCAGAAGAGCUGACAAUUGCUGGCAUGACUUUCACUACCUUCGAUCUGGGUGGACAUGCUCAAGCUCGCAGAGUGUGGAAAAACUACCUGCCUGCAAUUAAUGGUGUUGUGUUCUUGGUGGACUGUGCAGAUCACGAAAGAUUGCUUGAAUCAAAAGAAGAACUUGAUUCACUAAUGACAGAUGAAACUAUUGCUAAUGUGCCUAUCCUAAUUCUUGGUAACAAGAUUGACAGACCUGAAGCCAUCAGUGAAGAGAGGUUACGAGAGACAUUUGGUCUGUAUGGCCAGACAACAGGAAAGGGCAGCACACCCCUGAAGGACCUGAAUGCCAGGCCCCUGGAGGUGUUCAUGUGCAGUGUGCUGAAGAGACAAGGCUACGGGGAGGGGUUCCGCUGGAUGGCCCAGUACAUCAACUGACCCUGCCACAAUCACAGCAGCACUGCCUGGCCCAGCUCAGUGUUGUCUGCUCCUUAUUUGAUCACUCAGUGUACGUAACUUGAAUUCAUUUGACUGUUCAAUUUUAAAAAUGCACAUUUUUAGCUAAUUAUAUCAUUGAUGCUAAAUUGUAAGUGUGAGGAUUGCAAAAUUAUUUCAAGCAAGUUUGUAAGUUUAAAUACCACAACCUGUGAGCUUUCUAAUCCCAUGCAACAUCCUUUUGCAGCUUUUAAUUUAAUGAGUCUCCAGCACCAUUUUUGGUCAGAGCAACUUUCCAGUACAGUAUGUUUGAAUGCACUUUUUAACAGCUGAAAAUGAUGAACAUGUGAAAAAUAUUUAAUGCUUAUGUUAAAUUUUUUAUGUACUUUUUUGAAACUGGUUUUAUAACUUUAGAGUAUAUAACCAUCUUUCAAGGAAUAAUAAAUAAUUAGCUGAUGGAUAAUUGCAUGAUGCCUUACAGUUUUCAAUAAUACAUUUUCUUAUGCAACGUCAUGCAAUAAAUUUAAAUCCAGUUUUUGGCAUCUUUAAUGGGAAAUGUUUCAUUUUAAUGUGUCUUAACUAGUGAGGCUGAUCUGAAUAUGUGGGAUAUUUUCCUGAAACACAAGCAGGCCACAAAGUAGCUUCAUUGUAGAUCAGAGUAAGGUGGGUUUUUUCAGAAGACUAAAUUGUAUUUAUUUUAGGAUUUUCCAUAGUAAAGGAGAAAUCUACUGUGAUGCCCUUAUAAUUACCACAAAUAUAAAAACUCUAAAUUAGCUGUGCCAAAGUAAGUCUUGAAUUAAUGACAAAAGUGGUCUUAAUCUGCUGGUCUCUUGAUUUAAACCCCUGAUGUGACACAAGAAAUACAGUUUCUUUCUGAAGAAAUAAGAAUACCACUGCACUAAAUAUCCCAUUUCCAAUUUAAUUAAUUUUUGGGUUUACCAGAAGACUUGCCCAUGAAAUUUCCAGGUAAAAAAAAGGAAUUGCCAUUGCUGUUUUUGCAAGUUUACCAGCUCACACUUAUUGGCCAGUUUAAUUUUUAGGACAAGAUGGAUUCUUUUACGUGGUUUUGCCCUGAAACCUGGCCAGUGUGGCAGCUGCUGGCUGCCCAGGGCACUUUUUUUUCUGGGGUAAAAUGCAAUUUCUCUUUCUAGUUUCUGAUGCUUUUCCCUGCUUUUGAGUGUUAGUUCCCCGAGGAGAAAGCAGGUUAUCUUUGAAGAAAGGGUAUUGCAGCAUGUUUCAUUGAUGCUGACUGGGAGCUGUGGUGGGUGCUUUCUUGCUGGGCAAGUUUUACUCCUAAUUUGCCAAAUGAAUGUGGGGUUUCAGCCCUGGAGUCUCCAUUUCACUAUGAUGGGUUUGAGUUUCACUGUGUAGUUUGUUUUGUCCUUGUACAAAUACAAACUGCUGCCAGUUGUACUGAAUCCCUUUUACUUCCUGUUGUAUAUCUUCUCCAAAAUACUUCAGGCCUUAUGUUUCCAAUAUCCAUGGCAGCAAGUGUAUUUCUGACUGAUUUGAUUUCACAAAUGACUUUCUUUUGACCUCUGGGCUUGAAUCUCAGAUCUAAAGGCUGUAGGCACAAAGCAAAUAAAUGAGACUUAUUCCUUGCCCAAACCUGAACUGGUGUGAUUGAAUAUUGAUGAUCAGUUCCCCACAGUCCUAGAUUGUGCAUCUGAAUAAUGCAGAACCUAACUAAUAUAAAUUGUAAAUGAAGUUUAUUACUGCAGAAUCACAUGCAAAAGAUUAAGCCCAGUUUGUGUGUGGUGCAGUUCAGUGUGAGGGCAUUGGAGGGCUUUUCCAAAUGACCAGCAUAGAGAAUUCUGCAUUUAAACUCGUGCUCAGCUGUAGAGUGGUGUCUCUGCUGCAUAAAUCCAAACUGGAGGCAAGAAGUGGCCUCUCACCACUGUGUGGACAGUGUGUGUCUUUACUACCUACAGCCAUUAUGUAGGGGAUGUGCCUCUUGGUUUUUUUUUCCUAGCUUUUUCUGAUGAUGGUUAUAAUGCAGAGAACCACAGCUAAAUCACUAGAUGGUGUAAAUAUUAAAAGUACUACUUGCAGAGUCACAUUGUGGUGUUGAUGUGAGGGAUUUGGGACUGUGUUGCCCCUGCUUAUGGAAAUGAAGCUGGAAGUGGAGAUUUGUGCUGCACUUCCACAGGCUGAGCCGUUGCAUGGGCUUGGAGGGGUCCUCUUCACCUGCUCUUCCAACCAACUGUGAACAGUAGCACUAAAGAAAGGGGUAAUCCUAUUAAAAAUUAAAAAGGAAGGGAGGUGAUGGUGCUUAAAAGCGUGUGUUAAGAAUAGUUCCCAGUGUUGUGGAAACACUCUUGAUUUCCUGGUUCCUGCUCUGGGAUGGUGGCUGAAAUGUUAUUGUAACAAGGGCAUGAAGAUUCCUUGUGUUAUCCAGCUGGGUAUGUUGUUGAAAUAGGUGAUCAAUGCUCAGUGAAAUACAUAAAUAAUCUUGCUCUAUUUCAUUUCAUUCAGCAGAGGAAGGACCUUUCUUCUGUAGUUUACAUUCUGUUGUGCACAUGAAUGUGAAUGAGUGUUGUGUGUCUUUGUGUGAAGACUUUAUUAAUAGACAAAUAUACUGAUGAGAAUUUUCCUGGUGGUUCUCAUCCCCACCCCCUCCAUAUCCCCCUGGCCAUUUAUUUCUAUUUUAUUCCUAUUACUGUGGCCAGUCUUGCUUCAAAAAAAGUAGUGUUCACAUUUGGGUCUGACUUAUAUGAUUUUUUUUGCACUCUUGACUAUGCAGAUUUUAAUUGAACAUCACUUUAAAGAAUGUGAAAAAGAAAACUCAUUAAUAAAGAUGUUAUUUAUGAAUUGUCUCAUUUUGUUUUUACAUUGCAACACUUCCUUAAGAGAAAUUAAUGCAGAUUUCUAAGAUCCUAAUAUCUACUUCUGACAGUGGCCUGUAUUUCACAGCAGUGACCCCAUUUACUAAUGUCUCUGGGUUGAAUAAGAUUUCUUUUGCUUGGAUGUAAUUAAAAUUGGGGUCUAGUAUGUAUUGUAUAACUGAGAGGCGAUUGCUGUAUUUCAGUCUUGGUUUAAUACAUUUUUCAGCAACAAUUAUUGGCAUUUGAGAUGGGAAAGCUCUCCAAGCUUUCUCAUUUAUCCUCUGCCAGAUCAGGAUUAUUUCUGUGUUCAGGUCCUGACUAUGAUGUGCCAAAGGUGGCCUGUGGCAUUCACUGGAGUACAGUACCUGCAUGCAUGGGAGCUUUAUUGUGUUUUGAUAAAUGGCUCUGAGCAUCAAACAGAACAUUUGGCAUUCACUUAUUUAUAAAUAAUGUCAGUUCAGAAAAAUGAUGGGAGUGGUCUCCAAUCCCAGUGAAUUCACAGGUUUGCUGGAGGUCAAAUUGUUCUUCUCUUGUUUGUCCUGUCAGAGUAUUUGGUUGUUCCCAACCAAAGUCCAGUGUUUCUGUUGACUACAACGUGCUCACAUUUAGGUCACACUAUUGUUAGUUGUGGACUGAGGAGUUACAUUUGAGCUUCAUCCACUGGGGUCAGUGGGGACGUGUAACUUCCUUGCACUUGGACAAACCACUCUUUGCACUGGUGUUUCUGUUCUGAAAUGUGAGUGCGCUCAAUGUUGAAAAUCGUAAUUUAUAUAAUAAACUGCAGAAGAAAAGCUAAAGAUGAAAGUGUUCUUUAACAUGUUGUCGAUGCAUUUGUUAUUAUGUUGUCCCAUCCUGUGCUGGAAAUACAAGUAUUGGGAAUAGAAAAUAAAAUUUUGCUUGAAAUUUGAA
Molecule: messenger RNA, 4700 nt
Organism: Pyrgilauda ruficollis (rufous-necked snowfinch)
Lineage: Eukaryota; Metazoa; Chordata; Aves; Passeriformes; Passeridae
Gene: SAR1B
Product: secretion associated Ras related GTPase 1B
Exons: 7
Coding region: 376-969 (197 amino acids)
Biological process (GO): membrane organization; endoplasmic reticulum to Golgi vesicle-mediated transport; intracellular protein transport
Cellular component (GO): endoplasmic reticulum exit site; COPII vesicle coat
Molecular function (GO): GTP binding; GTPase activity
Source: RefSeq, a predicted model, not a curated record